ACGGUGCAAAUCAAAGAAGGCCGUAAUCUCAUUCCAAUGGACCCGAAUGGUCUUAGUGAUCCCUAUGUUAAGGUCAAACUAAUUCCAGAUGAACAUGAAAAGUCCAAGAAGAAGACGCGUACCAUCAAGGCUUGUCUAAAUCCUGUGUGGAACGAGACCAUCAAAUAUGAUCUCAAGCCAGAAGACAAAGAUCGGCGUGUACUUAUCGAGGUCUGGGAUUGGGACCGCACAUCGCGCAAUGAUUUUAUGGGCGCUUUGUCGUUCGGUAUAUCCGAAAUUAUUAAGAACCCCGCGGAUGGCUGGUUCAAAUUGCUCACACAAGAGGAGGGUGAAUACUACAAUGUGCCAUGCGCCGAUGCCACACAGGAUCUACUUAAACUCAAAAGUCAAAUGCGGAAAUCAUCACAAAAGAAACCACUGGUGAUGCGUAGCGAUACAAAUACACAGACACAAUCUAAAAAGGAUAUGAUACGUGCUACCGAUUUCAAUUUCAUAAAAGUGCUGGGAAAAGGUUCAUUUGGCAAGGUCAUGUUGGCCGAACGCAAGGGCACCGAAGAUCUCUUCGCCAUUAAAAUACUCAAAAAGGACGUCAUCAUACAGGACGACGAUGUCGAGUGUACAAUGAUUGAGAAACGUGUUUUGGCUUUGGGCGAAAAGCCACCAUUCCUAGUACAGCUGCACUCAUGCUUCCAAACCUUAGAUCGUCUCUUCUUUGUCAUGGAGUACGUCAAUGGUGGCGAUUUGAUGUUUCAAAUACAACAAUUCGGCAAAUUCAAGGAGCCGGUAGCUGUCUUUUACGCAGCCGAAAUAGCCGCCGGCCUCUUCUAUCUGCACAGUAAAGGCAUUUUGUAUCGGGAUUUGAAAUUGGACAAUGUUCUUUUGGAUGCCGAUGGUCAUGUUAAAAUUGCCGACUUUGGCAUGUGUAAGGAGAAUAUUAUUGGUGAUAAGACAACAAAGACAUUCUGCGGCACACCCGACUACAUAGCACCCGAGAUCAUUCUGUAUCAACCCUACGGCAAAUCGGUAGAUUGGUGGGCUUAUGGCGUUUUACUCUACGAAAUGCUCGUCGGCCAGCCGCCGUUCGAUGGUGAGGAUGAAGAAGAGUUGUUUGCUGCCAUUACCGAUCACAAUGUCUCCUAUCCGAAGAGUUUGAGCAAGGAGGCCAAAGAGGCGUGCAAAGGGUUCCUCACCAAGCAACCGAAUAAACGUCUCGGUUGCGGGCCCACCGGCGAGGCGGAUGUGCGUAUACAUCCGUUCUUCCGACGAAUCGAUUGGGAGAAAAUCGAGAAUCGUGAAGUGCAACCGCCAUUUAAGCCGAAAAUUAAACAUCGCAAAGAUGUCUCGAAUUUCGAUAAGCAAUUCACUUCGGAGAAAACAGAUCUGACUCCAACGGAUAAAGUAUUUAUGAUGAAUUUGGAUCAAACUGAGUUUGUGGGCUUCUCCUACGUGAAUCCGGACUAUGCGGUGCCCGUUUAAAGGCACUGAAACUCCGCACACAAAACACACACACACCCAAAGUACUAGGAAUUGAAAGGACACAACCAAGGAAAGAAAAGCGAAAGCUGGGGAGAGAGCGGGAUAUAGCGUAUCCGAGAAUAUUACAUUGUUUUAUCGGAAGUAAGCAAGUAAAGCAGGAAAUCAAGCAUUAACCAGCUUCAACGUCGUUUGAUAUGUGUGUGUAUUGUUGCGGUGCGUUUUUUUCGAGCAUACUGUACUUUCGUGUGACCAGCGUGCCAUUAUAAGAAUUUUAAGCAGAAUUUCCAAAGCGUACUGAUAAACUCUAUCGGGUGAAAGUGAUACUUAAUGAUGUCAUAAUAUGAACAAAUGAUAUGGAAUUGUCUAUGACUGAAAAGCAGGUGUUGGCGCCAUCAGGUAUACCACCAUUUUUGGUCUCACCACACUCGUGCUUUCAAACCAUGGUAAAUGGGCUCUGUUUGCUCUGUGUGUUUUUGAGGUUAAUGCUUUGUGUUGAAGGAUCGCUUGUUCUUCGCUAUGGAGUAUUGUAAAGGCGGUGAUCUUAUGUAUCACAUGCAGAUCUAUGGACGUUUCAAUGAAUCUGUAGCUUUCUUAUCGCGAUCUCAAGCUGGAUAAUGUGCUGUUGGAUAGCGAGGGACACGUAAAACUUGCCGAAUACGGUUUGAACACGUUCAAAAAUAUCAAAGAAAAGAAAGCAGUAUUUCCGAAACACUUCCAACAAGAGGCUAUGGAUGUGCUCACGCUAGUUGAGUAAUUUUAACAUAAAAACACUAGAAAAAUUCGUUCACGAUAGUAUAUUUUGCGAUGUAGUUCUUCGCUAAGAAGCCAAGCAAUCGUUUAGGUUCCGGACGCUAUGCGCGCUCUGAGGUUACCAUGCAUCCAUUCUUCAGGAAUAAUGACUGGGAUAAGGCCGAAGCAAAGGAAAUGGAGCCACCUAUUGUGCCAAUGGUGACUGAAGAUUGUAAAGGUUGCAAAGAUGUUAAAGUGUUGAAACUCUAAUAAAGGCAUAUGCUAAACAGCUUGUUAAGAA
Bactrocera tryoni is the source of this 2506-nucleotide messenger RNA. RefSeq names its product protein kinase C, brain isozyme. The coding region runs from base 37 to 1476 and encodes 479 amino acids. NCBI's taxonomy places the organism in Eukaryota, Metazoa, Arthropoda, Insecta, Diptera, Tephritidae. The record is from RefSeq and is a predicted model, not a curated record. Gene Ontology annotation, biological process: protein phosphorylation. Gene Ontology annotation, molecular function: ATP binding; protein serine/threonine kinase activity. The transcript has 11 exons.